GUAACCCACUUGGCGGGCAUUCAUUCACUUGAAGUGCUAAAAGUCUGUGUACACGCUGAGAAAAAGAUGAGCACAAUUCGUAUGGCGUUGAAGAUUCCCAUAACAAUUGCCACGCUUAUCAUGUUGGUAUCGCCGCUGUUUGGCGAUUUGCGCACACAGGUCUACAUUAAAUUAUUCAUAUUUUCAAUACAAACAAUAUGCUUUCUAUAUUUAUGCUCGAUUUCACCACCAAAUGGUUUUGCUGGAACUCGGCCGAAGCUAUAUACUUACUACGAGCUAAUAUUUAUUAUAUCAUCAACUAGUCUACUGAUGACACUAGUAUGUGUGGCCUUGAGCAGAGUGAAAAGGACAAUCGCACCAACGCAUCGAUUCUACCUUGCAGCGAAAUUGGUUAAUCGCUUGCUGUGUUGUAUCGAGCCGGACCAAGCAACAACGUAUCAAAGAUAUAUUGAAGACACCAAUGGUCAAAGAACUUCGAGCGAGGUGAAGAAGCGCAGAAUUCUCGUUUCCUUUUCUUUUUAA
This is a messenger RNA of Angiostrongylus costaricensis, 522 nucleotides long. The record is from the annotation of a GenBank genome assembly. Lineage: Eukaryota; Metazoa; Nematoda; Chromadorea; Rhabditida; Metastrongylidae.